AUGUACCCCGUCCGCAAAGCCCUCCCAUACCACGGCAAUCCCCACCUGGCUCGAAACCACUCAGCCGACAUCCCAGACACGGAGAACUGCUCCGUCUUCGUCAAGAACCUCUCUCCCACCCUCGACACCAACCAGCUCCUAUCGCUGAUUCGCGGCGUCGGAAAAGUGUGGAACACGUCGAUCCAGCCGCCCAACGACCGCUACCCUAUCUGCGGCGCAAAGGUCACGUUCUGUUACGUCAGAUCCAAGCGACGGAUGUUCCUAAGAGUAUGGGCUGGAGAUCUGGACGUGGCUGGAUGCUUUCCGACCAUCGUGCCCAACAGGAUCAAGGUGCCUGCGCAGGGCGCUGCUGUUAGCCGGGUUGUGCGCGUCACUGGCCCGGCCGACAUCGUGAAGCAAGAUAAGAUAUUGGAGUUUCUCGCAUCACGCUUCUUCUUCGAUCCCGACUAG
Molecule: messenger RNA, 450 nt
Organism: Anthostomella pinea
Lineage: Eukaryota; Fungi; Ascomycota; Sordariomycetes; Xylariales; Xylariaceae
Source: the annotation of a GenBank genome assembly